AUGGACGACUCAAUCAUUGACGAUGACUCCAUCUUUAACAUCAGUGAUGAUGAUAACUCAGAGUUUGAGCCCGAAAAGCCUGCCCCGAAAACCAAGGCCAAGCCAGCUCCUAAGAAGGCCGCAGCCAAACCCGCAGCCAAGAAGGCGACUACAGUGAAGCCCAAAGCCAAGACGGCUGCGGCCAAGAAGAAGGCCAAGGCUGAUACCGAAGACGAAAUGUCCGACGCUCACAUGUCCGAUGACGAUGCCGACUCCCUGCUCUCCCAGACUCCUCCCAAGGCGAAGAAGGCCGCUGCUCCCAAGAGGGCCGGCUCGAAGCCUCUAGCUGAUGUGGAAAACGAGUCCUUUGGGGGAGAUGGCACCUCCGAGCCCCCCAAGGAGAAAGGCAGCGCGUCAGAGAAGUACCAGAAACUUACACAACUCGAACACAUUACCAAACGUCCCGAUACAUACAUUGGCUCGGUCGAACGUACGACUCAACACAUGUGGGUUUACAACUCCGAAUCAGAGUCCAUGGAGUUCCGCCCUGUGUCCUACGUUCCCGGUCUGUACAAGAUCUUCGAUGAGAUCGUUGUCAACGCCGCCGAUAAUAAGCAGAACGACAAGAACAUGAACGAAAUCCGAGUGACAAUCAGCCGUGAGCAGGGUGAAAUCAGCGUCUGGAACAACGGACGUGGUAUCCCCAUUGAAAUCCACUCCAAGGAGCAAAUCUACGUUCCCGAACUCAUCUUCGGCCACCUUUUGACCUCGUCCAACUAUGAUGAUGCCCAGCAGAAGGUGACUGGUGGUCGUAACGGUUUCGGUGCCAAGCUUUGCAACGUUUUCUCCACCGAGUUCUCCAUUGAGACCCAGGAUUCGCGCCAGAAGAAGAAGUACAAACAGACCUGGACGGAAAACAUGACCAAGAUGGGCAAGGCAAAGAUCACCGAGGCCAAGGGCGAUGACUACACCAAGGUCACGUUCAAGCCUGAUUUUGCCAGGUUCGGUAUGGAGGGCAUUGACGAUGAUUUUGAGGCCCUCGUGAAGCGCCGAAUCUACGACUUGGCGGGUACAGCUGGCGUUGCUGUCAAGCUGAAUGGUACUCGUGUUCCCAUUCGCAAUUUCCGCAAAUACAUGGAGAUGUACACCAAGGCUAUCCGCAAGGAGCGUGGCGAUGAAGGCCCCGCUCCCAAGGAUGAGAUCAUCACCUGUAGCCCCGAUCCUCGUUGGGAGAUUGGUUUUGCUGUUUCGGAUGGUGCUUUCCAGCAGGUCUCGUUCGUCAACUCCAUCGCCACCACAUCCGGUGGUACUCACGUCAACUACAUUGCCGACCAGAUUUGUAAUCGCUUGGCCGAACAGGUGAAGAAGAAGAACAAGACUGGUGCUACUCUGAAGCCGGCUCAGAUUCGAAACCACAUCUUCAUCUUUGUGAAUGCUCUUAUUGUCAACCCGGCUUUCAACUCGCAGACGAAGGAGCAGUUGACUACCAAAACUAGUCAGUUUGGUAGCAAGUGUGUUCUUGAGGAAGACUUCUACAAGAAAGUCCUCAAGACUGAUGUAAUGUCUAAUAUCCUGCACUUUGCCGCCCAAAAGGCAGACCAGAUCCUGAAGAAAGGUGAUGGCGGUCGUCGCACGCGUAUGAACAACCCCAAGCUGGUCGAAGCUAACAAGGCCGGUACCCGUGAGGGCCAUCACUGCACCCUGAUCCUCACUGAGGGUGACUCCGCCAAGGGUUUGGCUAUGGCUGGCCGUGCGGUCGUUGGUCCCGAUCUUUUCGGUGUUUUCCCUCUCCGUGGAAAGCUGCUCAACGUCCGUGAUGCUUCGUUCGAUCAAAUUUCCAAGAACCAGGAGAUUCAGAACAUCAAGAACUUCAUCGGACUGCAACACAAGAAGGAGUACACUGAAACGAAGGGUCUCCGAUAUGGUCACCUCAUGAUCAUGACUGAUCAGGAUCAUGACGGUAGUCACAUCAAGGGUCUGCUCAUCAAUUUCCUCCAGGCACAGUUCCCCAGCUUGCUGAAGAUCCCCGAGUUCUUGAUUGAGUUCAUCACUCCUAUCAUCAAGGUCUGGAAGGGUGACCCCAAGAACCCGUCCAAAUCGCGGUCCUUCUUCACUAUGCCUGAAUAUGAGGCGUGGAAGGAAGAACACAAGGAUGAGCGAGGAUGGGACCACAAGUACUACAAGGGUCUGGGAACCAGUUCCACGGAAGAUGCCCAGAUUUACUUCCGCGAUCUCGAUCGCCACUUGAAGGAGUUCCAUACCAUGCAGGACCACGAGGCCGCCCUUAUCGAGCUUGCUUUCUCGAAGAAGAAGGCUGACGAACGAAAGGAGUGGCUGCGCCAAUUCAAGCCCGGCACCUACCUUGAUCACUCCAUGGCGAAGAUCUCCUACACGGACUUCAUCAACAAGGAGUUGAUUCUGUUCAGCAUGGCUGACAACCAGCGAUCUAUCCCAUCCGUAGUCGAUGGUUUGAAGCCUGGUCAGCGCAAGGUCUUGUAUACUUGUUUCCGCCGUAACCUGAAGAAAGAUAUGAAGGUCGUCGAGUUGGCAGGUCUUGUUUCUGGAAUGACCGCCUACCAGCAUGGUGAUACCUCGCUCCAGCAGACUAUUGUCGGCCUGGCUCAGACUUUCGUCGGUUCAAACAACAUCAACACUCUGGAACCCAGUGGUAACUUUGGUAGUCGACUCCAAGGUGGUGGUGACUGUGCCAGUGCUCGUUACAUUUACACUCGGCUGUCACCCUUUGCCCGAAGGGUUUUCCAUCAAGCCGACGACCCGCUUCUGGCCUACAAUGAGGAUGAUGGCAAGAAGAUUGAGCCCGAAACUUACAUGCCCGUCGUGCCUAUGAUUUUGAUCAACGGUGCUGAUGGUAUCGGAACUGGUUGGAGUUCUUCUAUCCCCAAUUACAACCCGGAGGACAUUGUGGCGAACUUGAACCGCCUGAUGGAUGGCCAGGAUACUGUUCCAAUGCAACCAUGGUUCCGUGGAUUCACUGGUGAGGUGGUGGACCUGGGCGGUGAUCGCUUCAAGUUCAGCGGUAUCAUCAAGGAGACUGGUGACAAGGAGGUUGAGAUCACCGAGUUGCCCAUCCGUACCUGGACUCAGGACUUCAAGGACAAGUUGGAGGAUAUCAUCAAGGCCGAGAAGGUGCCUUCUUUUAUCAAGGACUACAAGGACUACAACACUCACAGCAAGGUCCAUUUCGUAAUCCAGCUUGAUGAGAAGAACAUGAAGGCCACCACCUCGGAGGGCUUGGAGGAGAAGUUCAAGCUUUCCAAGACAAUCGCAACCAGUAACUUGGUUGCCUUUGAUCCUGAGGGCCGCAUCACAAAGUACGCUACCGUCGAUGACAUUCUCAAGGAGUUCUUCGCCGUGCGCCUCAAGUACUACGAGCGACGCAAGCAGCACCAGCUCUCCGAGCUCCAGAAGGAUCUCGAGAAGCUGAGCAACCAAGCUCGCUUCAUCAUGAUGAUCAUUGAGGGCACUCUGGUCAUUUCCAAGAAGAAGAAGUCCGUCUUGGUCCUCGAGCUGAAGGAGAAGGGCUUCAAGCCGAUCGCCAAGAUUGCCGACGCUGCCAAAUUGGGCGAGGACGAACCUGCGAUGGAAGACACCGAGGAGGUCGGCGACAAGGAUGUCGAAGUGCUUUCCAGCUCGUACGAUUACCUUCUCGGCAUGCCCAUGUGGUCGCUCACCCAGGAGCGUGUCGAGAGACUCCGUCGCCAGAUUGGUGACGUCGAGAUAGAUAUUGAUGCUCUGAUCAAGUUGUCCAAGGAGGAUAUCUGGAAGAAGGACCUCGAGGAGUUCAUCAACGAGUGGCGCUUCCAGCUUGAGGAUGAGGAGCGUCGUCUGCGCAAGGCGCAGAACAUGGGCCGCCGGGCUUCGUCUAAGCUCAUGACCGGUGGAGGUCGUGGCGCCGCUGCCGCACGUAAGCGCAAGGCUGCUACUGGAGAUGACCCUGAUGAUGCAGACUUUGCGGCACCAAAGGCAAAGAAGACGGCUGCAGCCAAGAAGAAAGAACAGCCGGUCAACAGCCUGGCUAACUUCCUCAACAAGACAGCGUCCAAGGAGCCUACACCAAGCGGUGACGGAGCUGGUGGUUCUGAUGACGACUUUGAUAUGGAAAUUCUGCCUAAGAAGAGCCGUACUGCGGCAAGUACCGCGGCAAAACCAAAGCCCAAGCCCGCGCCUAAGACAGAGGACGAUGACUUCGAUCUUGAGGAAGUCCCUGUAACUGGGUCUUCCCGUGCGUCAGUCCAACCUGCCGCCGAUCCUAUGGAUCUUGACGACGAGGAACCUGCUCCAAAGGCGAAGCCGGCAGCCAAGCGCGGACCCAAGCCGAAGGCAAAGCCUGCUGACGAUUCCGAUGAUGACUUCCUUGAGAUCGCGCGGGCGUCAUCCAAGCAGGCAGCCCCGACUGGUCGCGCUCGCAAGCCUGUCAAGUACACCGCAAUUAGUGACUCUGACAGCGACAAUGGGGAUGACAUGCUGGGCGACGUGAGUCAGAUGGUCAAGGGUAUUGGCGGCGAUGAUUCGAACGCUAAACCUUUGAUCUCGGAGCGCUCUCGUGCCGGCAGCAGUGCCAGCCUCAUGGCUCCGAGCAAGUCCAAGGUCAACGAGUUUGAUCCAGACGAGACCGACUACAGCAAGCUCGUGCCGCAGAACUCUCCGCGUCGCUCAAUUCAGGUCAAGCCCAAGGAUGUCUCGAGGAUUGAGGACGAUGACGAUGAGGAAGAGGAGGAUGAGACACCUGCCAAGCCCGCGCCGAAGACCAAGGCUGCCCCUAAGAAGGCUGCUGCUGCUGCUGCUCCCAAGGCUCGUGGUCGCCCAAAGAAGGACGCCGCGCCUACCCUUUCUCCCGCUGCAAAGGGAUAUGCCUCUAAGUUGGCCAAGACCAGCAAGGCCUCCAAGAAGGCCGCAGAUGACGACUUCUCCGAGGACGACAUCGACGCCAUGGCCAACGACAUUCUCGAUUCCCCAGCGGGCAAAAUGGACAUCUCGGAUGACGAGCCCGCUCCUCGACGUGCGGCCGCCAUCCGUCCCUCUCGUCGUACCGCUGCGGCGACCAAGAAGAGCUAUGUGAUUGAGGAAGAUAGCGAUGAGGAGGAAUCGGCUGAUGAUUUUGAGGAGGAUGAGAGUGACUAG
Molecule: messenger RNA, 5121 nt
Organism: Penicillium cataractarum
Lineage: Eukaryota; Fungi; Ascomycota; Eurotiomycetes; Eurotiales; Aspergillaceae
Product: DNA topoisomerase 2
Exons: 3
Coding region: 1-5121 (1706 amino acids)
Biological process (GO): sister chromatid segregation; DNA topological change; resolution of meiotic recombination intermediates
Cellular component (GO): nucleus
Molecular function (GO): DNA topoisomerase type II (double strand cut, ATP-hydrolyzing) activity; DNA binding; ATP binding
Source: RefSeq, a predicted model, not a curated record